AUGGAAGAUCCAUAUGAUUUCAUGCUUGGAGAAAAUUUAUUAAAAUCCCCACCAAAUUUUGAAACGGCUCAUUAUCAUAAUGUAAAUGGAUAAUUUAAACUAAAGAAAGCUCAGAUUAUCCAUAGAGAAAUAGUAAAUAACUCAAAUAGAUGUCCUUGUUGUUAUUUACCAGUAUAAACAAUAAAGUAUCCGAUUCUUGUUGAUGUAAAUGUGUUCAGCAAUUGUGGCACCUCAUACAAAUACUUUAAAUUAUUGAAAACCUAUUUCAUACUACUAAGCAUACUUUUGUAAUUAGAAUAUCUACUUCAUAGCAUUAUAGCCGGAUUAUACAAUUUGAUCUAGAACAGCAAAGGAGAUUAAUGCAUCAACGAUUAAAGUUGUAAAAACAAUUUGAAUAAUUAGUUGUCAAUCUUGAAUAGAUUUGACCCUGAAAAUUAUUAAGACGAUGUUUUGGAUGUAUUAUAUGCAAUCGCAUUUAUUGUAUAAUUAGUCUUCAUCCGAUAUAUAACACACUAAACAAACGAUUAUUUUAAUGUGGAUCAUGAUUAUGAUAGUGAAAAAACAAUACAAAUAUGCUCCUUAAAAAUUUCAUCCAUAAAUACUUAAUGGAAAAGAAAUACAAUAUUAGAACAUUUUAGAAAUGGCAUGUUGGAAUCAAUCCCUUUUCAAUAUAAUAUUAUUGAUUGUUGUUUAAUUUAUGACAUUUAUCACUUGGAGAAUGAACUGAAAUUGUAAAUAAGAGAGGUCUACAAAAAAGAAAAAUCACGAAGGUUAACCAUUAAAUUAAUAGAUAGGUCGUUGUAAGAUAUUUUAAGGAAGACAGUAAAUUAAUUUUAUACGAUGAGUAAUAGCAAAAAAUAUUUGAAGUUCACAGGUAGUGUAUAUAUAACUCUUUCUGAUUAAUAAGAAGCUAUUAAUUUUAAAAAAUAGUUUAAAAGGAACUUUUGCUUGGAACAAUGUCCAAGACCUUCAGAUGUAAUAUGGAAGAAAAUUAGAUCGAAUGGUAACCCUAAAUUACAAUUAAUCAAGACUGCAAUUGCAUUAUGUGGAUGGUUACCUAAUAUUGCAAUUGAAGUUGCUAAAAAUGAUUACAUUUUGUCAAAUCCUGGAAAAAGUUAAGAUUAAUACUAAAUAAAUACACUAUUGAGUUUGGUAACUGCUCUCAUUUUAUUUCUUUCUUCAAAAAUUUGUAUUCACACUAUUCACAAUUAUGUCAAAUAAAGUUUCUAAGAUUCAAAGCGUCAAUAUUGGAAAUAAUAUUUAUAAAUGAACGAAGUUAUCAUAUGUAUAAUGUUUUAUUUGGGACCCCCAAUAUUUGUUGCUGUUUACUCUGGUGAAGGUACUAGAUAAGAAAAAUUGUGGAGAUCUGGUGGGUUAAGCGAAGAUAUCAUUAUGAUUAUUUUAGUAAAUGCAGGUUUAUAGAUAUUAUUUACUAUAAUGGAUAUUGGACAAGCUUGGAAAUUAAUAAAAAUCAUUUAUUACAAAUAUUUCAAUAAAGGAUCAAAUUUAACAUAAUUUGAGGCUAAUAAAUUAUUUUCAAAAAAACUUAAUUUUAAUAAAAAGAGAGUUGAUCUAACUAUUUUGGUUUUUUAAUGUAGCUAUUAUGGUUAUUUGUUUCCGAUUUGUUAUCCUAUAACCCUCAUAUCUCUUUUGAUUAUCUACUGGUUAAAUAAGUAUUAAUUUAUAAAUAAUGGAACUAAUCAAAAGAUUCAAUUUAAAUAUAGAUUAUCUAAAAUAAUGACAUUCAUGGUGAUUGCAAGUUAGUUAGGAUCCACUCAAAUUAUUAAGAUUACUUACUUGGGUUAUACCUCUAACUAAGCAUUCAACUAUAUAUAUUAUGCUAAAUGUAUUAUUUUAAUAUAUUUAUUUUGGAUUAAACCUGAAUUGCUAUUUAAAAAGCGAACAUAAACUAAUAAAACAAAUUUAGAUUUAGUAAGUAGCCUUUAAAAUAAUGACUUAUACCCUAAAUAUAAUCCAGUCGUCAAUGAAAAUCAUUUGAAUAGUUUAUCAUAACAAUAAUCAUCAUUAGAUAUGGUUGUAUAACUUAGGUUAUCAAGAUAAUAAAAAUAUUACGAGGCUCUCUAAAUUAAAUUGCUGAGAGAAAUUGAAGAGUUAGAGAAAAGUGAAUUAUCCACCGUUCAAAAAAAUCACAUAAGGCCUAUUUAAGAGGAUGUCAAUUGA
Messenger RNA from Paramecium tetraurelia, 2181 nucleotides. RefSeq lists its product as uncharacterized. The transcript has 3 exons. NCBI's taxonomy places the organism in Eukaryota, Ciliophora, Oligohymenophorea, Peniculida, Parameciidae. The record is from RefSeq and is a predicted model, not a curated record.